AUUGUGCCGAACCAAUCGCUUCAAGACUUGAGUUCUAGUACCGAUAUAUUUUCGCAUUGUUUGAAAAUCUAAGAUAUAUAAAUUCUUAGUGGAGAUUCGUUGACUAAUUCUAUUAUAAUUUCUUUAAUUGAACUGAGUGUUUGUAAAAAGCGUACCAGGUUUGUUUUAAAUAUAUAAUUUAGAAAAAAGGAUGAGAGAAAGGCGUUAAUAAGAAAUCACCAGAUUAAGGGUUCUGUUAUUAGUUCCAAUUAUAUUUCAUGUAAAAAUAAACCAAUCUUAAAAUAGAACACGCGUUCGAGUCUCCUACGUCAGCAAAGUGAAACUAAAAGCACAAGAGAGAAAGACGAAAAGGAAGUGCAGUCGUAUGAAACAGUAGGAAAAGUGUAACGUUUCUCGACGUACAUUACACAGAAGUGAUUAAAAAAUAUCUAGCGAAAAAAGGUAGAAUCUGAAAAGUCUGAAAGAAAUGAGAAUCAAGAGUCAAUAUUGUAAGCGUGUACCUGUCAGCAAAGGUACUACUAUUUUAUGUGAAAAUCCAUUUUCCUAUGUUGUAAGGUCGGCAGUGCGCGAUGAAAGAUGCGACUAUUGUUUACAAAGUGGUAAGCUGUCAAAAUGUUCCGGAUGUCAAUACGUAUAUUACUGCGAUCAUAAUUGUCAGAGAGAAUCUUGGCCUAUACAUAAAACGGAAUGUACAAACUUAAAAAAAAUUUCGCCAAAAGUAAUACCAGAUGCAGCACGGCUUAUGGCACGUGUAAUUAUAAAACUCAAUCAAGGUGGAGCUGAUGAAAUAGGUUAUUAUAGUGAAACAAACUUUAGAAAAUUCAAGGAUUUAAUGUCUCAUUAUUCAGACAUAAAGAAAGAUAUAAAGCGAAUGGAGCAUUUUACUUCAUUGUGUGGAGUUUUGCUUGAAUUUCUUGGUGAAACUCUAAUACCCAAUACUGCAGAACUAAUGGGUAUUUAUGGUAGAAUAUGUAUCAAUUCCUUUAAUAUAUUAGAUCUUAAUAUGAACAGUAUUGGAGUUGGUAUUUAUCUGGGAGCUUCUGUAAUGGAUCAUAGUUGCAAACCAAAUGCAGUUGCUGUUUUCGAAGGAACUACUAUUAUUGUUAGGACAUUAGUGGAUCUUCCUUUUCUGGAUUGGUCACAGAUCAGAAUAUCGUAUGUUGAUUUAUUGAAUUCCAAUAAAGAUAGACAAGGGGAACUGCAUCAUUCAUAUUAUUUUUGUUGUAAUUGCGAAAAAUGCAAACAAGCGGAACCCAUGGCUGAGGCAGCUGCAUGUCCAAAUUCGUCGUGUGAUUUUCCGUGCUUGAUCGAAAAUGACAAAUGUGAGAAAUGUGGCACGAAACUAUCAGAGAAUUUCAUAAGGUCUUUUUAUGAAGUUAAGGAUUUUACUACCCACCAUUUAGAGACAAUGAAGACAAUGGCUUAUCUUGAUGUUAGCAAAAUAUGUCUGAAAAAACAAAAAGGCAUAUUGCAUAGUUUCAAUAUACAACACAUACGCACACUGGAUACGGCUUUUAUCGCUGCUGUGAACUUGGAAUGUUGGGAGGACGCGGAGUUAUAUAGCAAAGAGCUUGUACCUGGAUAUUUGUGAGUGAUUAGCAAUUCUUUUCGUUAAAGAUAUUAUUUGAUCAUAUUGGACCUGUGUAAAGGACUUAAAUUAUAAUUAUUAGCCAAAAAUUAUAAUUUGAUUAAAAAAAAACACGAGAAAAAAUAUUAUAAAAUAUAUAUUAAUGUAAAAAUAUUAAUACAAGGAUUUAUCCAAAACACUAAUACAAAGUGUGUGGGAAAGUGUCUUGUGCUCUCCUCUCAUUUUGUUUUGUGAUCACAGGGAGAGAUAAAAUGAAUGUACAAGAUUUCAUUAACGAACUCGGUAACUCAGUAACACAAUCUUUAUUAUAUUCUUCAAUAAAUAACUGACUAACAACAGAAAUUGCAACUGGCCGCAAUCAUUGCCUGGCGAUGUAGAGACGGGUCCUCCGCGGUAUAGUAACGCCAUGCUAACUAGUGAUGGGUGAUCUCGAUUCAAUUUUUAGAAAAUCUAUAUUUUUAAAAAAUAUACAAAUCGAUUUUCAAAUUGAUUCUUUCCCGUUACGUACGAAGUCUGUUCAAAAAGUAUCGCGAAUUUUGUGUUUUUUCAAAAAUUAUUUAUUUAUUCAUGAAUAUCUAU
Dinoponera quadriceps is the source of this 2167-nucleotide messenger RNA. It is a transcript of the gene Smyd3, whose product is annotated as histone-lysine N-methyltransferase ASHR1. Lineage: Eukaryota; Metazoa; Arthropoda; Insecta; Hymenoptera; Formicidae. The record is from RefSeq and is a predicted model, not a curated record. The transcript is spliced from 5 exons. Bases 467 to 1591 code for a protein of 374 amino acids. Gene Ontology annotation, cellular component: nucleus.